AUGGCCCCUCCUUCCAGCAGCCUCCAGGACUUCAUUCCUCACCUGCACCCGAGGCUACAUCCUCCCGGUCUUUUCUGUGCCAGUUGCUGCCAGCGUUCUCACACAAAGUCUUCGAAGGCUCUCGUUUUCCCUUCUGCUCUCCGCCUUGUCUUCCCCACACCAGAAUCGCCCUCCACGCUCUGUUCCCAGCUGCGACGGCUUCUCCAGCAUUCUCCUGGGAAGUAUCCCAGCCGUACCCACGCCUCUGUCCCGAAGCCUUCAUGUCUUCAGAGUGAAACAUCUUUCAACCUAAUAUCAGAGAAAUGUGACAUUCUAUCCAUUCUUCGGGAUCAUCCUGAAAACAGGAUUUACCAGAGGAAAAUCCAGGAACUCAGCAAAAGAUUUACCUCAAUCCGAAAGACCAAAGGAGAUGGGAACUGCUUCUACAGGGCCUUGGGCUAUUCCUACCUGGAGUCUUUGCUGGGCAAGAGCAGAGAGAUCCUCAAGUUUAAAGAGCGUGUGCUACAGACUCCAAAUGACCUCCUGGCUGCCGGCUUUGAGGAACACAAGUUCAAAAACCCCUUUAACGCUUUUUACAGUGUGGUCGAGCUGGUAGAGAAGGACAGCUCAGUGUCCAGCCUGCUGAAGGUGUUCAACGACCAGAGCUCCUCGGACCAGAUCGUGCAGUUCCUGCGCCUGCUCACAUCUGCCUUCAUCAGGAACCGAGCUGACUUCUUCCGGCAUUUCAUAGACGAGGAGAUGGACAUCAAAGACUUCUGCACUCACGAAGUGGAGCCCAUGGCCAUGGAGUGUGACCACGUCCAGAUCACAGCUCUGUCGCAGGCACUGAACAUCGCUCUGCAGGUGGAGUAUGUGGACGAGAUGGACACCGCUCUGAACCACCACGUGUUCCCCGAGGCUGCCAUACCUUCCGUUUAUCUGCUCUAUAAAACAUCCCACUACAACAUCCUGUAUGCAGCUGAAAAACACUGAUUUUAGGCCAUGCAGGAGCCUGUCAUCUAAUGGACUGCAUUCUAAAUGGAACCUUCUGACUUGGCGAUUUUUUAAUUGAUUUAGACAACUAGGAAACGUACAGCCUUUUGGGUAAAGCCACUGAACUGAGACUUGUGCCCACUAUGGACUGUCAUGACUUAAUAGGAAUUUUAGUAUUUAUUUUGAUAGAUAAUGUAAUGCCUGCUAACUCUGGACCGGAAAGCCAGGAACCCUGUCUAUGUACCCGUUUACUGUUAAGAACCUCGUUGGACUUAUUUAUUUAUCAGGAAGAGGUUCCUGGCAGUGUUGAUGUGAUGUUGUGUGAAAAUGGGGAUAUAUGGUUAGUCCUCACCAGGGCAGUGGCCCUCAUAGGGAAGAAAAGCUCAGGUCGGCUGCCACAUUCAGGUGACUUACUGGACCUAUGAACCUGUGUUGGGUGGGUAAUGGUAGACAACUGUCUGAAUGUGUAGUUCAUUCAUGGUGGCUUGCUUUCCCAUGCAUGAGAGAGAGAGAGAGAGAGAGAGACUUUUUUAUACCAAAGUCCAGAAAAGGACUUUAGCCUUCAGCAUGAAGCUCAAGUUGUGAGGUCCUUCUACCUCAGAACCAGAACUCCCGACUUUGGGGGACAGGCCCUUCAGGGUUCUACCUUCAAUGCCACCUGGAUAAGGCUUGACAAAGAUAAAGGCCUGUACCCGAGUCAGUGUGUUCAUGUCUGGGCCCAGGGAGCUGCAGCUGCCCAUCAUCCCCAGUAAAUUCUAGAAGCGCUUAGGUAAGUCAGCUGGGUAGGGUGUGGCCAUGGAAACAAGGGCAACGCAAGGCUCCUCAGUUUCCCUGGCCUGGCUUUGGAGGCAGCGAGGUAGGAAACAACAGACAAGCCAUUGGUGGCAAGGGCGUUUCCGGUGCUGGCAGCAGCCUCUUCCUCUGCACGUGCCCCUUAAUAGCCCCCUUUACUCAUUUGCUGCCUCAAGACCUUCAGCAGUGCCCCUGAGGACACUGUGGGAAAGUCAGCCUCCAGCUGGGCUGAGGCACUAGCUAGCCAUGCCUUCUGUAAGACAGCCAUGGAACCACCCACUGGUACCCUUCCUUGGGUGCAAAGCCCCCCCCCUCCCCCAUGUUUCAUUCUGCUGGUGAGGGUC
Molecule: messenger RNA, 2108 nt
Organism: Microtus ochrogaster (prairie vole)
Lineage: Eukaryota; Metazoa; Chordata; Mammalia; Rodentia; Cricetidae
Gene: Otub2
Product: OTU deubiquitinase, ubiquitin aldehyde binding 2
Exons: 6
Coding region: 1-972 (323 amino acids)
Biological process (GO): protein K48-linked deubiquitination; protein K11-linked deubiquitination; negative regulation of double-strand break repair
Cellular component (GO): nucleus
Molecular function (GO): ubiquitin binding; cysteine-type deubiquitinase activity
Source: RefSeq, a predicted model, not a curated record